Messenger RNA from Esox lucius (northern pike), 5801 nucleotides. RefSeq names its product collagen, type IV, alpha 4 (gene col4a4). Bases 358 to 5100 code for a protein of 1580 amino acids. The record is from RefSeq and is a predicted model, not a curated record. Gene Ontology annotation, cellular component: basement membrane; collagen trimer. The transcript has 46 exons. NCBI's taxonomy places the organism in Eukaryota, Metazoa, Chordata, Actinopteri, Esociformes, Esocidae. Gene Ontology annotation, molecular function: extracellular matrix structural constituent.
UAGACGGACCAUGUGGGGGGCGGGAUUGUUCUACCUGCCAGUGUUUCCCUGCCAAAGGAGCCCAGACUCCACCCCCCAUACGGCUCAACAUCCCGUUCAACGUCACUCGUCGCUUCUCCGUCCUGCUAAACAUCUACUCAAGGGCUCCCCCUAGCGAGGAGGUCCAUGUGACCGUGCUGGACGUCCACAUCGCUCAGAGGGAUGUAGCUGCCUCGUAGUUUAUACGGUGUUCCAGGAGUUUUAGGAAGACAAUUGCCUCAGGGCCCACCAGGGUUCCCAGGCCCACCGGGUCCUGUUGGAGAGAAGGGACCUCGAGGAUAUGAGGGCUUCCCCGGUGUAGCUGGACCAAAGGGCGACAUGGGUGUUGAUGGCGUACUGGGAUAUCCUGGACUAGAUGGGGUCCCAGGUCACCCAGGACCAGGAGGUGUUCCUGGUCGGCCAGGUCUUGACGGCUGUAAGGGUUCUAGAGGGGACUCUGGUUUUCCUGGAAUUCCUGGUCGGGAUGGGCUCGAUGGGGCACUGGGUUACCCAGGGAUCAAAGGAGUACGAGGGGACACCGCCUUUCAGAUAUUCCAGUAUUCCGGUUUGCCUGGUGAUGUUGGCCCUACUGGGAAUCCUGGACUGCCGGGCACUCAAGGCAUUUGUGGCCCUAGGGGACCAAUUGGACCAGUUGGAUUAGAUGGAUUAGAUGGUUUAACCGGUUCACCAGGCCUGAGAGGUCCGCCUGGACAGAAAGGGAGUCCAUGCCCAGGAGAAAAAGGGGAUGAAGGGGACCCGGGUAUGCAAGGACCCCCAGGACCGUUUGAGUAUGUGGACCCCCCUGAAGAGUACUACAUAAAAGGAAGCAAGGGAAUGAAAGGAGUAAAGGGAGAGUGUGGACCUAGGGCCGAGGAUGGAAUCGACUCAAUCCCCGGAUUCAAAGGAGAAAAUGGAAUCAUCGGAUUCCCAGGAAUCAGGGGUCUUCCUGGAUAUCCUGGCUUCCCUGGUGUUCCUGGAGUAAAGGGGAUUUUUGGGAGCCCUGGUCUACCCGGUCUGAUAGGGACAGAGGGAUCCAAGGGAUUCCAAGGAGAUAUAGGUCCCAAAGGAAUGACAGAGUACAGGCUUGUUAAUUAUACAGAUUGUGAAGUUAGAGGGCCACCAGGGGAGCUAGGGCUGCAUGGACAACCAGGACCCAAAGGAAAUGUCGGAGAGAUGGGGAUGCAUGGCCCCCCAGGGCUGCCUGGGAUAUCAAUAAAAGGUCUCAGUGGUAAGGCUGGCCCAAUAGGGAUCCCUGGGCCCCAAGGGUUUAAAGGAGAGCCAGGAAGGUUCUACCAGAAUGGGCCUAAACCUGGAGAGCCUGGUAAACAGGGCAUGACUGGCCUCAAAGGCCUGAAAGGAGAGCCCGGCCCACCAGGUACAUACUGUACCCAGGGUGCACCAGGAGAGGCAGGAGAGGAUGGAGAUCAAGGUCCUCCUGGAUCUGCUGGGAACACAGGUAGCAAAGGAAUUAAUGGUGAUUGUGGAUGUGGGCCAUCCCGGAUUAUGAAGGGAUAUCCUGGGCCAAUAGGAGACCGUGGAUUGCCAGGGUUACAGGGAUACCCUGGGCCAUCAGGCCCGAAGGGCAACAUUGGUUUUCCUGGUGACAAGGGAAAACGUGGGGCAGAUGGCUUUCCAGGAUUGGGAGGUAUCCGGGGACCAAAAGGGCAGAAAGGUGACCUCUGUCUAAUGGAUAUCAAAGGUGAGAAGGGAGAUGUUGGCCAUCGAGGGCCUGCUGGUGGUCCAGGCUUUACUGGGAGGAGGGGACAGAAUGGGAAGCCAGGUGCACCUGGUAACCAUGGCCCAGAGGGUGACAGUUUUCCAGGAUUUCCUGGAGAGAGAGGGUUUCAAGGUUAUGAUGGGCUAAAGGGCCUUGCUGGACCUCCUGGCCCCCCAGGACCUGAUGUGAUUGGGGCAGUGGGACAACGUGGACCCCCAGGCAAUCAAGGACUUCCAGGAUGUAUAGGAUCUCCUGGGCCCAAAGGAGUUAAGGGUGACACCUUACCCUGUAUACCCAGUAACCCUGGUCCCCCUGGACAGAAAGGUGAUGCUGGAUUCCCAGGGCUUAACGGAGAGUCAGGAAGCCCAGGGUAUCGAGGAGAUAUAGGCCCUGAUGGGGUGAAGGGAGCGAAAGGAGACUUAGGGAUUUAUGGACACCCUGGACCUACAGGCUCUGUAGGGUCUUAUGGAGACCCUGGAAAGGCUGGUGCUGAGGGUCUGAGCUAUGAUGGAGCUGUUGGCUCCCCUGGCUCUCCUGGGGCCCCAGGGCUGAAGGGCCCAUCUGGGGACACUGUCCCGGGCGCUCCAGGACCUGUCGGCUUCAAAGGUGUGGUAGGGCUUUCGGGACCGAAAGGAGUGCCAGGUCCACCUGGUUCUAAUGGUUUAAAAGGUGCCGCAGGACUGCCUGGUACACCGGGAAGGAAGGGAGAAACUGGAGAGUAUGGUCCCUCAGGCAGAUAUGGCAACCAAGGGCCUUCUACUAAGCAGUGUGCACAGGGAGCCUCAGGGCUUCCAGGACACAUGGGUCCAAAAGGGGAAAUCGGCCCUCGGGGUUAUCCAGGUGAGAAGGGUGAUAACGGAGAGCAUGGUCUGUCCAGAAAGGGUCAAAAAGGAGCUCCAGGAAAACCGGGCCCUCCCGGAUUUCCUGGUUAUUCUGGCACCCAGGGUCCUAUUGGGCAAUUAGGGGAACCUGGAAUACCAGGGGCCCCAGGACAGAAAGGUCCCAAAGGGGUACCUGGCAGAGAUGGAUCAGCGGGUAAUCAAGGGAGGAUUGGAGCAGCAGGACCCCCGGGAAGGAAAGGAGAGAGGGGGUUUGACGGGCAUCAAGGCAAACAAGGAAAUGAGGGCCUAAAAGGAGAAAAGGGUAGCAGAGGUUCCCCUGGGUUACCAGGUGUAAUCAAUGCCAUUCCUAUCAAGGGACAACGAGGAGCUCCUGGAGCCCCAGGUCUGGAUGGUGGCACUGGUGCAAGAGGUGACAAGGGUCCUGCAGGAAGAUGUGGUCCACCAGGUAACUCUGGGCUUGGGGGGCCUCUUGGUGUAGAGGCUGGGCCACGAGGACCACCAGGUACCUGUGGUCUCCCAGGUGUACCUGGUACACCUGGCCUCACCGGCCAGAGGGGCAUCAUAGGCUUUCCUGGAGAGACUGGUGAUCAGGGUGACCCAGGGUGUAAUGGAUCUCCUGGCAUACCUGGCGUCUCAGGGUAUAAUGGUCUUAAAGGUGAAACGGGUGAUUCCAUUGGAAUUCCUGGACCGGCUGGUAAUAGAGGAGCUAAAGGAGACAUUUCAGCAUAUGCCCCACCAGGUGACCAAGGUGAUGUAGGUGAACCAGGACUUUCUGGAACACCGGGACCUAAAGGAUUAACUGGUUCACCAGGAUGCUCCGGACCUCCAGGGCCUGCAGGUGUGAUUGGACCCCCAGGCCCAAGUGGUAAACCUGGGGCUGAUGGUCCCCCAGGGACCCCUGGAAAGAUUGGGCCAAAGGGUGAGCAAGGACCACUUGGACUCAAAGGUCCCCCUGGACCACUUGGUUUGCAUGGACUGGAUGGGCUGAAGGGUGUGAAGGGUGAGAUUGGGGCCAGAGGCCCAGGUGUGCCCGGUCCCACUGGUGCUCCAGGCAUUGUAGGAGAGAGGGGAUCCAGAGGAAAUCAGGGGCCUCCAGGUCCCUCCCUGCCUGGGCCUCCAGGCCCAAAGGGCCAGUCUGGACCCACUGGAAGCCCAGGAGCAACUGGUCCCUCUGGUGUAACGGGGAUGGACUGUAAGGAGCCUAUAUCCGGCCACUGUGGGCAAGCAGGCUUCCCUGGACCCGAUGGACCGCAAGGUCAGAAUCACAGCUGUCCACCAGGUGACUGUGGGUACCCUGGCCCUGCCCUGCCUAUGUUUGGUGAUGAGGGGGACAACGGGGUUCCAGGCUUUCCAGGCCUCAAAGGGGAUAGAGGGGCUCCUGGUUUCCUGGGACUGCCCGGCAUUGCAGGGUUGCUAGGGCCCAAAGGUGAGAGAGGAGCUAUAGGGAGGAUGGGGCUUCCAGGACACCCUGGUCCCCCAGGAAUAUGUGGCCUACCAGGGUCCCAUGGAUCCAGGGGACCACCAGGAGAUCAAGGCCCAAAGGGAGAAGUUGGGGAUGUAAUCAAACCAUUGUAUACCCAGCCUCCUCCUGGACCUGUGGGCACACCAGGUAAACCAGGCCUGCCUGGCUUACCUGGAGGCCCGGGACCCAACGGUUUUAAUGGACAAAAAGGAAGAAGUGGCCAGUUUGGCUCCCCGGGAUGUCAAGGACCCGAGGGCCCCCCAGGAGAAGACGGGGACCAAGGAAAUUAUGGGGUACAGGGCGAGCGGGGGCCAUUGGGUACAAAGGGCGAACCAGGCCCAUCGGGGGACCCCGGCAGCUCAGGCCCCUUCACCACUUUCAACUCCGGUUUUCUGUUGGUGAUCCACAGCCAAUCAGAUACACCCCCUUCCUGUCCAGCAGACAUGACACAAAUGUGGACUGGCUACAGUCUGCUGUAUCUGGAAGGGCAAGAGAAGGCACACACACAGGACCUUGGUCAGGCUGGGUCAUGUUUACGUCUUUUCAGCACCAUGCCUUUUUCCUAUUGCAACAUGGGUACAUGUGACUAUGCUAGCCGCAAUGACAAAUCAUACUGGCUGUCCACCACGGCAGCGGUGCCCAUGAUGCCUAUAGUGGGUCAGGAUAUCCUGCAGCACAUCAGCCGUUGUGUAGUCUGUGAGGCUCCCUCCCCUGCUGUAGCAAUUCACAGCCAAGACACCAACAACCCCUUCUGUCCACCCAAAUGGAAAAGUCUGUGGAUGGGAUACUCUUUCCUCAUGCACACAGGAGCCGGUGAUGAGGGUGGUGGCCAGUCCCUGUCAUCAUCAGGAAGCUGCCUUAGGGACUUCCGUUCCCAGCCAUUUGUGGAAUGCCAGGGCCCGAGGGGCACGUGUCACUACUUUGCCAACAUAUACAGCUUCUGGCUGACGCGAGUGGGCACUGACGGACCAUUCAACCCAUCAACUUCUCAGGGCCCGCUCAAAGAGGAGUGGCAACAGCGCCUUAAUAUAGGCCGGUGCAAUGUGUGUAUGAAGGAGUGACUUUACCCACCCUUGUUCUGGACCAAGCCACCUACCAUGAGUACCAGGGUAAAAAGCUCCACCCGCUGCAUCCAACGAGAACUGCACUGACAAAUGCACACUGAUUGGUGACCCGAGAGGCAGAGAUAACAUUAGUCAUGUAGUAGAUUUUUUUACUGUUUUUGUAGUCACCAGAGGCUGAAACUACACCAGGUUACCUGAAUGGCUGUGAACAAUAUCGGCAUCUCCAUUUUGUCUGUCUUGCUUUCUUCUCUCUGUCUCUCUCCAAAUUCACCACCGGAAGAUACUUGAUCAAUUAUCUUUUAACACUGUCCUUGCUGAACUGUUUUAGUGUCAGGUCUUUAGAUUAGUAAUCCAUUUCUCCUGAAAUCAGCUGAAAGUUCUUUGUGUAUUUUCUUUCAGAGUUUAAAUAUAUCAUAUUAUCCCUUGUGUUAUGUUAGCAUUUUGGUUACACUCAUUAUGUUAGCAGGUCAAAUUAACCCCGGAUGUAAAAUCACAACCCAAAACUCACAUUUUUUUUUAUCUGCAUGAAACUUGAUGAUAUUAUCAUUUAACCAUUUCAAGGGCCUCUAAAAUAAUUAUUGCAUUCAGAAUAUUGGGAUCAAAAUGACCCGGUGGUAGAGAAUAGAUUAAAAUGCUAGUUGAAAAUCUGCUGAGUGCAGAUUUAAAAUGGAAACUGUCAUACUACACCUCAAAACUCU